AUGGAGGAAUAUAUGGAGAAGCCAUCGGGGGAAGGCGAAAGUCAAUCCAAAAGGACGAGUUGGAGACAACAACAGCGUGCGACAGAGAGAGCAGUGGUGCGAACGAAGCUUGACGGAGCGGAAGAGGAAGCAACGUACUCGUCUAAGGGACGACGCAUUUGGAUUUUCCUGGGUUCUUUUUCUUUUCAACUUUUUAAGGUUGGCUCUAUUUUUUGUUUUUACAAGUUUUGUGUUGUUGACUUUUUUGUUUAUGAUUAUGGAGAUGCUCAUAAUGGAGGUUACAAUGUGGUAAAGAAGAUGAUGAUGGUGGUAGGUUAUUGUGUUAAUGGUUGUAUUGGUGUUGUUAAUGGUGGUGAGGAAUAG
Molecule: messenger RNA, 363 nt
Organism: Vicia faba (fava bean)
Lineage: Eukaryota; Viridiplantae; Streptophyta; Magnoliopsida; Fabales; Fabaceae
Source: the annotation of a GenBank genome assembly